GGUCCUCCAAACACUAGAGGGCGCUAGAGCCAGAGGCUUUGACGUGAUUUGCGUAGAAGACCCUGAAGCGGAUGUUGGUCCUUACCUCAUGCAGUCAAUGCCUGGAGCUUAGAACAACCUUUGGGCGGUUAGAGAAUGGAGUUGAAUACUACUAAACAGUGUUCGCCAAUGUUAUUGUCCUGCGGCGGCGGAGCAGCUUUCAAUGAGAAGCUUCUCCUCAAGCCUAAGACUGGUAGGAGCCUGCAAACAGAGAGACUCCCCCGAAGCAGCGUGCUGGAACAGCUGCAGGGUUUCUUGCCUCGGAUGGCCGAGGCCAACGAGAAGCUGAAACGACAGAUGGAGCAGGCGCCUCCUGGAAGCUUUGACAUCGAGAGUGUGGAUGAGGAUGACAGGGUCAUAGAAAUGGAUGUGGCCCUGGUAGAGCUGGAGUCGUCAGUUAGUGAUUCAGAGGAGGAGGAGGAGGAGGAAGAGGAAUCAGACUCUGAGGAGGACAGCAGUGAGAUCACGGAGCAGAACCUCAAACUACCAGGACACACAGACAAAAAAAAGAACCCAAUCAUCCAGGUUCUCCAAGGGGAGGAGGGCGUCUAGCAGAACAUCUUUCCAUUUUUUAGUUUGAAAAACUGCAGAAGGAACUUUUUUUUCAUUCUGAAAUGAAAAGAAACGUCUUCCUGUCUGGAGAUUUCGAUCCUUUUCUCAUCCCUAUGGGAGAAAAAUUAUUUUUCGCUUUUCCUUUUUUUCAUGAAUCCCAGUAAGAUUACCAUAAACAGGAAGAUGGAAUAUCUCAGGCUUCUUCCUCAGCAAAAGAAAUUCAGAAAAAUGGAGGAUAUUUCUUUGUGAACUCCAUUUGUGGCAGACUCAUUGGUUUUCUCCAUAACGGUGUGAAGUUGAUGAUGUCGCAGGUUGUUGCAGUUUAUCCCCAAAGGUUCCUCUACAAGCAGCUGAAUGAGAGCCAGUUUCUCCUGCUGGUUGUCACGUCAUCCUCUUGUUCCGGCCUCCUUCCUUCAGGUCUUCUGUUGACUUUGCAGCCUGUUGAAAAUCUGUCUCUUUAAAAUAACAGUUUCCAUCAAAUGUGUCAUGAAAUCAGAGACUUUGUUCCUUUGGACAGACUUUUUUUCUCAGCAUCACAAAUGAAAAUGAGAAUUUUCUUUCAAACAUUUUUGAAGGGAUGCAUUUUAUUCUGGUGAGACUUGUCACCCUUGGGUUGGGAGGCGUUUACUUCCCUUUGCUCCUUUUCCACAGCUCUACAUUCACAGUUUUGUCACAAGGAAACAAACAUCUAAUUGGUUUAAUUAUACAAAAUAGGGGGAACAAUACAAAUUUUCAUGACAAAUAAUGUCCAAAAUAUCUGGAAUAUUUUUGUCCUUGUUUCGGUUUUAAAAACAGAAUUUACAAAAGUGUAAACAGUGUUUAAAAAUGUAAAAAAGAUUUUACAUCUGCAAUAAAUGACACAGCCUGAAUUCUACUG
Oryzias latipes (Japanese medaka) is the source of this 1468-nucleotide messenger RNA. It is a transcript of the gene nopchap1, whose product is annotated as NOP protein chaperone 1. Gene Ontology annotation, molecular function: box C/D methylation guide snoRNP complex binding. The record is from RefSeq and is a predicted model, not a curated record. NCBI's taxonomy places the organism in Eukaryota, Metazoa, Chordata, Actinopteri, Beloniformes, Adrianichthyidae. Gene Ontology annotation, biological process: box C/D snoRNP assembly.